Messenger RNA from Penicillium longicatenatum, 189 nucleotides. RefSeq lists its product as uncharacterized. The transcript has a single exon. NCBI's taxonomy places the organism in Eukaryota, Fungi, Ascomycota, Eurotiomycetes, Eurotiales, Aspergillaceae. The record is from RefSeq and is a predicted model, not a curated record. The coding region runs from base 1 to 189 and encodes 62 amino acids.
AUGGAGAAAUCGACGAUUUGGGGUCCAACACCCAAUCACCAACGAAUACACGCCCUGGGAGGUGACGAGACCAUCAUAGCCCAGAGCCCCCGUCACAUCCUCUGUGGUUUCAUUGGCCAAGGGCCGCUAGUGCCCACCGACUCGUCCGCCUCUUCGUCUCACAUCGCCCCUGGAGCCGCCCGGCGUUAG